This is a messenger RNA of Penicillium macrosclerotiorum, 1374 nucleotides long. RefSeq lists its product as uncharacterized. The record is from RefSeq and is a predicted model, not a curated record. The coding region runs from base 1 to 1374 and encodes 457 amino acids. The transcript has 2 exons. Gene Ontology annotation, biological process: protein dephosphorylation. Gene Ontology annotation, molecular function: protein tyrosine phosphatase activity. NCBI's taxonomy places the organism in Eukaryota, Fungi, Ascomycota, Eurotiomycetes, Eurotiales, Aspergillaceae.
AUGAUUAUUGUCUACGACUCUGCCACCGCCGAUACGAAAGACGUGAUGCCCCUUCUUAACGUCAUUAACAAAUUUCAAGUGGAAGGUUGGCAAGGAGAGGGGGUCAUUCUCCAACAUGGUUUCAAGGGCUUUGCCAACCGGUUUCCGGAAUUGGUUCAUCAAUCACAGCCCCAGGCGGCAGGGCCGUCUGUGAAAGAACGUACUCCGAUGAGUAUUAAUUUAGAUUCUGUGGCUCCUGUGGUUGGAGGAUGCGCUCUUCCUGAAUCAUCAUCCGCAGUCAAUCCAUUUUUCGCCAACAUUCGGCAAAAUAUGGAUUUAAUGGGAGGAGUUGGUCAAAUUCCUUUGAAGUUACCGGCUGGGUUAACGGAAUCGAAACGGCAGGAACUCCCUUCAUGGCUUCGAGAUGUCUCUGAUACGAAGGAUCAAGGACAUGCCGUCUCCGAGAAUUUUCUGAACCUUGAAAAGAAAGAACUGGAACGCAUGAAACAAGCAUUGACAUAUGAAGGCUCAUCGGCCUCAGCUGGUGGGAUCUCCAAAAAGUACCGGGUUGCGGGUAUUGAGAAAGGGACGAAGAACCGUUAUAACGACAUUUAUCCAUUUGAUCAUACUCGGGACUUCUGGCGUGUCGUUUGGGAGCAAGACGUUCGACUGCUCGUUUCUUUGACGGCUGAGAUUGAGCGAGGUCAGGUGAAAUGUCAUCCAUACUGGAAAUCAGGAGACUACGGGCCAUUCAAGGUCAAGGCCUAUUCGGAACGAUUCAUUCAUAUUGAGUCCAACGGCCGAUCAAUUGAUCCCAUGUCAAAAAACCCCUCGGGGUUUGUUGCCGAAGUGAAAAGCGCCGACGAGUCAAAUGAGAACCCAGUCAUUAUUGUCCGGCAUUUCAGUCUCUACCAUACUGCCUUUCCAUUCCAGCCUCUCCGGGAUAUUACGCAACUUCAAUAUCCUUACUGGCCCGACUUUGGAACCACUUCGCAGCCGGCGCACCUGCUUAACCUGGUCGAGCAAUGUAACAAAGUGAUUCGCGCCACCAGUAGUGCUGGGUUCGGUAGCCAGGACGCUGAACCACCCGGCCAGCGACCAAUACUUGUACACUGCAGUGCGGGUUGUGGACGGACAGGGACGUUUUGUACUGUCGACACUGUGCUCGACAUACUCAAGCGGCAACAUAUAUGGACGGCGAAGCCUGAUGCUGGAAAUUCGCUCCUGAAUUCUUCUGAAUGGACUCAGAAUCCGAGAUUGGAUCUGAUCAUGAAAACGGUGGAAGACUUUCGCACUCAGCGUCCUAGCAUGGUGCAGAAUCUGAGUCAGUUUGUACUUUGUUACGAAAGCGUGCUCGAGUGGCUUGUCACUCAGAUGGAUCAGGCUUCAUCAUGA